AUGGUUGAGUUUACAGCCUCGGCUAUGAAGAACCUUGUGGAACUGCUAAGGCCUCCAGAACCCGAAGUUCUUCAAGGGGAGGACUUAGCUUCUUCUCCGUACGAAAUAACUUCUACACGGGACAAAAUUCCCCCUGAAUCUACGGAGAAGAAAGCUCCGAGAACCAUUGAGGAGUAUGAGGAGCAGGAGGCGAAGGAAUCCGAGGAGGCUGGGAAGGUCGGCGCCGGGAUCGAUGAUCGCAAGGUGCCCGAGUACAGCAUGAACUAUCAGCAGGCUGUCUCCGCCGAGGAUGUGUUUCUUCAGAUCGGCCCGAAGACGCCCGGCUCAGCCAGUUGUGAAAAUCUAAUAGUCCGCAUCAAGAUGCCUGGCGACAAGAAAGAGAACGUGGAUUUGGCAGUAGACACCAAUAGCGUCACUGUCAACUCUUCGCAGUACUCCCUGAAGCUCCCAUUACCACAUGGCAUCAAUCCUGACCUAUCCAAAGCCAACUGGGACUCUGCUGACGAAACACUGGUCCUUACCCUCAAACUGGACAGGGAAUUCGACUUUGUUAAUUUCUAAAAUGUUUUUAAGGCUCUGUACAAAUCUGAUUUUUAUUCAUUCGACUAUGAUAAGGAAAGAUUUUCCCUGACCUAAUUGCGUAAUAUAGUUAAAUAGACGUACAUAUUAUUUUGAUGCGUUAGUCAUGAAAGGAUAUUUUUCUUAGCUUGUAAUUAAAUUACUUACCUAUAUUGAUUGCAUUUGUAGACUUUUUCAUUAUGAAAUGUACGGUAUUUCUUUCCGUAGAUUAUUAAUGACUCAGGCCGUAAUUAAAAAUAUAUCUUCAAAUAUGUUGAUUAAGUAUAAGAAUUUAUAAUAUUAGAGUUGCUAUGCUGGGUAGAGCACUGAACCAAUUAAUCUUGUUCGCUACUAGAGGCGAAAGUCUUAAAUUACCUAAUCAUGCGGACCAACGUCACAAUUGUUGCAUCUAAAUUACAGUCAACAGUCUGUCUAGAUGUAUUCCUGCGAGGAAUCUUGGGAAGUGUUAUGGGGUCGAUUAAACUGAACAGCUGAACAAAUUAUAUGUAUUUCUUUCAGUUUUUUUUUAUCAAACUAAAUCCCGCGCCCUACCAAUUCUUUUGACUAUUUUAGCAAGCAGCAGAAAACCAAAAACUCGUGCGUCAUAAAAUUACGUCUUCUGUUUUGUAAAAGUUUAAGGGCCUGUUUCACCAUUUUGUUGGAACUGAAGUGUCUCAUGGCACAUCCAGAACUUAUCUGUCAGAUGAAAGUCUAAUUAUCAGGACACUUCUUGCAGAUUCAUAUUUAUGUAAAAAAGCCUUUUUCAAUCAAUUUUUACCGACUUCAAAAAAGGAGGAGGUUCUCAA
Messenger RNA from Pectinophora gossypiella (pink bollworm), 1364 nucleotides. It is a transcript of the gene Dnaaf6, whose product is annotated as dynein axonemal assembly factor 6. The transcript has 3 exons. Gene Ontology annotation, biological process: axonemal dynein complex assembly. The coding region runs from base 1 to 561 and encodes 186 amino acids. The record is from RefSeq and is a predicted model, not a curated record. Gene Ontology annotation, molecular function: dynein intermediate chain binding; protein-folding chaperone binding. NCBI's taxonomy places the organism in Eukaryota, Metazoa, Arthropoda, Insecta, Lepidoptera, Gelechiidae. Gene Ontology annotation, cellular component: cytoplasm.